Messenger RNA from Cryptomeria japonica (Japanese cedar), 1757 nucleotides. RefSeq names its product putative UPF0481 protein At3g02645. The transcript has 2 exons. The coding region runs from base 327 to 1397 and encodes 356 amino acids. The record is from RefSeq and is a predicted model, not a curated record. NCBI's taxonomy places the organism in Eukaryota, Viridiplantae, Streptophyta, Pinopsida, Cupressales, Cupressaceae.
UGCAGUAAUAAAUUUGAAUUCUUAUAUGAACCACAUAAAUAAGUCAAAAGAGUGUUUAAAGUUGCCCAACAUUUCGAAGUCAGCAUAGAGGAAAGAAGCAGCUUCAAACGGUAGAGAUUUAUCUAGAAUUCCAAUCUUUUCACCGUAGUUUCCUCGCGAAUUCGUUUAUUUCAACGAUUUUUCGAAAGACAUCCGACUCUCCUUUAAAAUCUGAAUUUGUUACGAUUUCUAGUAUUUCUUAUAUAAAGUCUUCUGGGUCAUCUGCCUCGCCUAGCAGAAGAAUUUCUUCACAAUCAGACAAAUCAAAUCAAAUUAAGCAAUCUGUCAUGGCUGAAGAGUGGCUUAUCCAUGUUAGAGAUGGCUUUCGCGACCAGAAUUUGGAUUGCAGCCGAAAAUCUGAUAAAGUGUCGAUUUAUAAAGUACCCAAAUUCCUUAUCGAACUGAUGCAGAGCGCUUAUGUUCCACAAAUGGUGUCAUUAGGCCCACUUCAUCACGACUCCGCGCUUACUGAAAUGCUUGCUCACAAAAUGCAUGCUACCAGGAAAAUGUUUGCCAGUUGUUAUGCGAGUAACAUGGAAUUUGAGAAAAAGGUUAUAGGACCGAUUCUCAAACUGGUUCCCAGAGUAUUAGAGCUGGAGCUUGAAAGAAAUGAAGCAGGAGCAUUUAGUGAGCUUUGCCAGUUGUUAGAUCGUGCCCGUAUAGCAAGGUUAUUCUACCCAUUUCUACAGAAAGGAAUUCCACACACACAGGAAAGUAAGCAUCUUUUGGAUUUAAUCCGUAUGCUGGUUAUAGAUUCAUCCAAUCCCCAUAAAGACACCGUAAGGACAUCUAAUUGUCCUGGCAAACAAGAGAUUAUAAUCCCCUCAGCUUCCGAACUAAGCCGUGCUGGAAUCAAAUUCACAGAGGUGAAGGGAAAAUUCAAAGGGAUCAGAAUCCAGAAGAACAGAUUUUACCUUCCGAGAAUCAGAAUCUCCAGUAGCAUUGAAACCCUCCUGCGGAAUCUCAUGGCAUUAGAAAUAUGUGAGGCGGAUGACACCUGUGAAAUAUCAAGGUACGUUCUUCUGAUGUGUGAGCUAAUCGAUUCUGAAAGAGAUGUCCAUGUGCUAAAGAAAGCUGGAAUUAUCAAGAGCUACAUGGCAAGCGACAGAGAAGUGACAGAUCUCUUCAACAGACUUAGCAAAGGCAUUACCAGAAGCUACGAGGAUCCAUUUGCUAAAGUGAGAGAAGAUGCUCAUAAACAUUACCAUAGCAAAAUUAAGGUCAUGAUCGCUGAAUUUGCAGACGACCAUUGUUCAAGACCAUGGAGAACUGUUUCUGUUGUUGGAGCAUGCAUGUUUUUGCUCUUAGCGGCUGUGCAAACGAUUUUCUCGCUGCAUCGCAAACUUUUGGUAAAUUAGUCCUCCUCAAUGCUUAAAUAUGUGGAAUUCCAGCUCCUUAAAUGAUAUUGUCUGCAUUUAUAAGUAGGCCUGCACAAGAUUCCCAUGGAAGGAGCUCAUUAAAGUUUUCUACAGGUGUUCUUAAAAUUUAGGGGCCUCUUCAAGCAGCUGAAAAGUUUAUUCUAUUACAUGUAUGACAUUUUUUAUUUCAUAAUGUCUAAACAGAGUCCUAAACCAGUGGCUAACUUUUAAUCGGUUACCGUAGUUAUGUAUGAUCAGUAGCAAUUAUUUUUCAUGAAAGAGAUUAUGGUAACGUCUCUGAGAGUUUCUAGGAUUGAGGGCCGAGUUUUAGGUAUGCCAAUUUCUUGGAUUUUGGGAUUU